Triticum turgidum subsp. durum (durum wheat) is the source of this 336-nucleotide messenger RNA. The record is from the annotation of a GenBank genome assembly. NCBI's taxonomy places the organism in Eukaryota, Viridiplantae, Streptophyta, Magnoliopsida, Poales, Poaceae.
AUGGCGGCGGCCACUAUGUCCCUCUCCUCCCCGGCCUUCGCCGACAAGGCGGUGAAGAAUGUGUCGUUGUCGGCCCUCUUCGGCGAGGCACGUGUCACCAUGCGCAAGACUGCGGCAAAGGCAAAGCAAGUUGCUUCGAGCAGCCCAUGGUACGGUGCCGAUCGUGUGCUCUACCUUGGCCCACUAUCAGGUGAGCCGCCGAGCUAUUUGACCGGCGAGUUCCCCGGUGACUAUGGGUGGGACACAGCUGGACUCUCAGCUGACACUACUAAAAAAAGACCUACUAAUGGUGCACCGGUUUUGCCUACUAAUGGCGCAUCACCGGUGCGCUAUUAG